Molecule: messenger RNA, 1518 nt
Organism: Cetraspora pellucida
Lineage: Eukaryota; Fungi; Glomeromycota; Glomeromycetes; Diversisporales; Gigasporaceae
Source: the annotation of a GenBank genome assembly
AUGGCGUCGUCGUAUCCACCUGCAUCGAAACCUAUACAAUCUCUCACCCUUCAUGAGAAAUUGUUGAAAAUUGGUCGAAACAUUCCAUGCACGGCUGACGUUCAGUCAGGUAAUGUGCACAAUAAGUGUAGUUGUCUUGGUUGGAAACCAAAGAUCAACAAUACUGGACGUGCGGAUUUAUGUGAGUGUGGCCACCGUGUUAGCUGGCACGGCAACAAUAAUUCGUCACCAGAGGAAUUACAGCAACGCCUCGAAAUAGCCAUGAGGAUCGAUAAAAUUUUGGAGUCAAAAAAUAAACUUCUCGAUUUUGAAUACGAAGAUCAAGAAGUGAAGAAUCUGAAACGGCAACUCAUUUCAAUAUGCGAAACAUCUUCUAACAAUCCAACCAAACGAAAGUUUACUGACGAUACUGAUUCUAGUCCUAAUGGGCGUAAAAUGAUCAAUCUUGAGAUUACCGUUGCUGACAAAUCGGCUAUGAUCGAGGAACGUGAAGGUGUUAUAGCUAUGAAAAUUUUAACAAAUGACGGUGCUAUUGAAAAUCUUAGACUGUUGACUGGUCUAAAAAAUCUGAUUAAAAUUCAGUUGCCUAAUAUGCCUCCGGAGUAUAUUACUCGUCUUGUAUAUGAUAAGCAACAUUAUUCCUUGUCAAUUGUCAAAGACAAUAGUCGUGUUGUUGGUGGGAUUACCUAUAGGUUGUUCCCAAAGAAUAAAUUGGCUGAAAUUGUUUUUUGUGUAGUUAGUUCAACAGAGCAAGCCAAGGGAUAUGGUUCUCAUCUUAUGAAUCAUUUAAAGGAUCACCUUAAAGAAAAUAAAGGUAUAAAAUAUCUGAUGACCUAUGCUGACAAUCACGCCAUGGGUUUCUUUAAGAAAAAUGGUUUCACAACCGAUAUUACAUUAGAGAGAAAUUUAUGGAUGGGUUUCAUUAAGGAUUAUGAUGAAGCCACGAUUAUGCAGUGUACGAUGAUCGAUAAAGUACAAUACCUUCAACUCCACAAGAUUCUUGCUAAACAAAAACUGGCUAUUCGAAUUAAAAUAGAUGAACAGAAAAAAAAUACACUUGUAUAUCCGGGUUUGAAAUACUUUAAAACUAAUAAACAACCUCUCGAUCCAAUGUCGAUUCCAGGGAUAAAAGAAUCAGGAUGGACACCAGCAAUGGAGGCUCUUGCGCGUGGAAAUAAAAAAUCUAUUCGCAAUAUUAUGAUAAACAUUACUUCAGAAUUAAAAAAGCAUCCAAGGUCAUGGCCAUUUCGAACUCCAGUUAAUGGGGAUGAAGUUCCUGAUUAUUACAAAGUUAUCAAGAAUCCAAUGGAUCUUUCUAAAAUAGAAUCUAAAGUAGAAAAUAACUGUUAUAAAUCUAUUGAAGAGUUCGCACAUGACGUACGGAUUAUCUUUCAUAAUUGUCGAGUUUACAAUUCGGAGGGUACUGUUUAUGUUAAAUGUGCAUCGGGACUUGAAAAAUAUUUUGAUGACCGGUUAAAAUUUUACGAUGUGCCUGUUAGUGCAGGUAUUAAGAAGUAG